Molecule: messenger RNA, 2004 nt
Organism: Penaeus chinensis
Lineage: Eukaryota; Metazoa; Arthropoda; Malacostraca; Decapoda; Penaeidae
Exons: 2
Coding region: 200-706 (168 amino acids)
Source: RefSeq, a predicted model, not a curated record
CGCUGGUUCUCUUGGAGAUAUAUAUUUUUUUUUAUCAAUAUACUGGCGAUUCUUGUCGCUGUUGCCUUUAGUUAUAGGUACUGUUAAUGUUGUUUUUAUUAGUGUGUAUGUCCUUUGUUCAUUUUGUUGCAUUCUUGUAUCAGCGUCCGUCUUGUUUUCUCUCUAUCGCUCUUUGUGGUGUUCUGCGUCGCGGUUCAGGAUGCCGCUGGGAGCCGGGGGAAGGGGCGUCUCUGUCGUCGCUGUCGUCGAUGUCGUUCGCGGAUUGGUGCCAGUCGGUAGCUUCGUCUUUGUCAUUGUCGUCGUCGUCUUUGUCGUCGUCGCUGUCACCCUCUUCUUGAGCACCAUCACCAUCGUCGUCUCUGUCGUCAUCACUGUCGCCAUUGUUUUGAGCCUCAUCGUCGCCCUCACCAUCACCUCUUUGGUUGUCGUGGGGUCGAGGCUCCUUCGGGACCGGAUGCCGUCGGAGGGCGGGGCGGCGCGGCCCAAAGAGACGGUUGUGCCUCCUAAUUGCCGGCGUGUACUUGGCGUCGUCAUUACCUCCGCGAACACUGUCCCGCCUUGUCGCUGCCACUCCGCGCCCGUACACUCGACGCCCGCGCGCCCGCAACUCACAAGGCCUGCUCUGAUAUUACUAAGAACUUCAGGUGUCUGUCCGUGCAGCUUCGUUGUAGUAAAAGAUAAUCUUGAUAAAGAUUUGAAUAUUUGACUCUAACGUCUGAUGCGAUUACAAGCGGCCAUUGGACAUAGGUGAUUGUUGUACAUCCGGAGCGGCGUGUGGCAAGUGGGAGAGAUAAGUGGAUCGUGUGUCGCCUUCAGUGCCAGCGAGAGUGGAGCUCGGGCGCGCGUUCGAGUUUAAACACUCCACCAUCCUGACUCCUCUCGCUCCGUGUGCGUAUGUGUUUUAGCCUGUGUUUUGACGUCUGGACUCGGGGUUAUUAUUCAGACUGACGGAGGGAGGGACCAGAGGAUAGUGUCCCCGCUGUGGUGCCGCUCCGACGUCGAGGGACCCCCCCCCCCACCCCGCCCCGCCAGGCCCACUCCUCCCUCCGGUCCUCCUUGCUUCGUAAAGCGUAAGGAGGAAACCGUACCAAAAGGCGGCGCUGAAACCCAGCCGAGGUGCGUCUCAAGAUGGCGUUGACGGUCUCCUCGCUCUUGCGACCGACGUACUACAAGUUCUCGCCGCCAGUCAACCAAGGUGACGUAUGACUUGAUAAAGGGAAGAGCCAAGGGGGGGUUGGGAGGAGGGGGAGGGAGAGAGGGCAUAAGAAGGGAAGAGGGGAAGAAGAGGGGAGGGGGAGGAGAAAAGGUGGGGAGGGUUAGGAAAGAAAGUGAUGAAGUAGUCAGGGUACUCCUGCCAGGGUAGUAAAUAUUGCAAGUUGUUUUUCGCAGUCAUUGUGUUCUAUUUAGGUUGCUGCAAAGUGUUAUAAGUCCGUGCAGUCGUUUUAUGCCAGCUUUCGGCAUUACGAAUCGGCAGUAGUGUAGUUGUCGUGUGCCUUUCUCAUUAGAGGCGCGUGAUGUCACCGUCAUUUGCGGCGAGCUGUGACGCUUUCAUAAUAGCGGCCUUUAUCUGCUUUUGCGCCUCUCGGUCUUUCUCUUGCUCUCCCUCUCGCCCUGCGUCUGUAUUCGUUGUCCACGGGAUUGUUUUAUCUUGCGAUAGUGAUAAUACGCGGGACUCCGUCCUGUGUUAGCAGUGUCGGCGGUGGCACCCGCUCCCACCGCGGACGUCGUCGCUGACAUUGCGCGAAUGUCGGUGCAAGAAAGAUACCAAAUGUGUAUUAGGUCGUAGGUGCCAACGCCAUCUAGUGACCUGUUACUUUCCGAAAAGAGCUUCAUCUCCAAAUGCCCAAACCCCUAUCCCUAUCGCCCCCUUCUCCCAUCUUAUAGGUCUGUCCCUUCCACAGUAAUGCCUCCUCCCGGUAUCCCCCCUCCGCUUCCCACCCCCCACACUAACCUCCCCGCCUCCCUCCCCCUCACUCCCCUCCCUCCUCACUCCCCUCCCUCCUC